Messenger RNA from Plutella xylostella (diamondback moth), 1916 nucleotides. RefSeq names its product esterase B1-like. NCBI's taxonomy places the organism in Eukaryota, Metazoa, Arthropoda, Insecta, Lepidoptera, Plutellidae. The record is from RefSeq and is a predicted model, not a curated record.
UUUGUUUUUAUAUUUCAUAAGACAUUCGGUUCUUGAACCAUACACACAGAUAUUGAAUACAGUUAUCAACAGUAUGGUGGUCGUUAAUGUUACUGAAGGGGCAUUAGAAGGAGAAGUGAUAGACAAUAUAAUUGGUGGAAAAUAUUACAGUUUUAAAGGAAUUCCGUAUGCUGCUCCACCGAUCGGUGAUCUGAGAUUCAAGCCACCGCAGCCUCUUAAACCAUGGAGUGGCGUAAGAAGCGCACUAAAGCAUGGGCCUAAUUGCCACCAGUACGAUAAUUUGAUGAAAAUGGUGAUACCAGGCAGUGAAGACUGCUUGUAUCUAAACGUUUACACUAAAGACAUCAAGCCAAGCAAGGCUCUACCAGUCAUGAUCUUCAUUCACGGAGGGGCUUUCGUCAGCGGAUCAGGAGACUCCGACUGGUACGCACCAGAUUUUCUUGUUGACAAAGAUGUGGUUUUAGUAACCAUCAACUACAGGCUAGAAAUAUUAGGUUUUCUUUGUCUAGACUUGGAAGAAGCACCUGGCAAUGCUGGUAUGAAAGAUCAAGUUGCUGCCAUGAGAUGGAUUAAGAAGAAUAUCCACAAUUUUGGUGGCGAUCCUGAAAAUAUUACUAUUUUUGGUGAAAGUGCUGGAGGAGCAUCGGUUUCAUUCCAUCUAGUUUCUCCUAUGAGUAAGGGAUUAUUUAAAAGGGCUAUUGUACAGAGCGGUAAUUCUAAUGCUGGCUGGACCACAGCACCCUUUUAUAAAGAGAAAGCAAGAAAUCUCGCACGUCUAUUGGGAAAAGAAGACACCGAUGAUGACAGAGAACUUCUCGAGUUUUUUAAAUCACAGCCCAUUGAUAACCUUAUAAAUAAAAUACCCAAUAUUGCAUUUUUUGAAAAAGAGAAGCCUUGGAUCAACCUUCACUGGUUGAUUGUAAGUGAAACACAAUUUGGAAAUAAUGAGAGGUUUUUCACUGGCAAAUGUACGGACAUACUUUCGAAUGGUAUCCAUGAAGGUGUUGAAGUUAUUAUAGGUCAUACAGCUGAUGAAGCUCUCAUGUAUUUCUCAACGAAAAGACCACUUGAGGAAAUUAUAAAUGCAUCGAACAAUUAUUUGGAAAGUUUUGUUUCUGAUGAAUUUGCAUGGAAUGUUUCAAUUCCAAAACAACUGGAGAUCGGUGAAAAAGUAAAAAAAUACUAUUUCGGAAAUGAGAAAGUCACACGAGAGAACCUUGGACCAUUAGUCAGAAUCGUGUCAAUGGUUAUAUUCAUGUACCCCGCAGUGCAGAUGGUUAAAGCCAUUGCUGCAAAAAAAUCUAAAGUUUAUUUCUAUCAAUUUAAUUGCCACACAGAAAGAAAUAUCUUUGAAAAGCUACUGAAGAUAGAAGAUAUUCUACCCGGAAAGAAAUCCGUCCUUCAUGCCGAUGAUUUGUUUUAUUUGUUCAACACCGAUUUAAAUGAACCCAUAGACAAGAGCAAACCUAGCUACAAAUGCAUUGAUACUGUUUCCAAACUUUGGACCAACUUUGCGAAAUAUGGAAAUCCCACUCCAGAUGAUUCGUUAGGAGACAAGUGGGUCCCAUUUACCCUAGAGAAGCAAGACUAUCUGGAAAUCAACGAGAACCUGAUAUCAAGGUCAUUCCCUGACAAAGAAGAAAUUGAGUUCUGGGAAAGUUUAUACCGACAAGAUUUGCCUCAGUAUUGUGCUAUUAAGAAUUAAUACUUUAUUAACUACAAAAUCUACGUGUUCACUAAUAAAUUAUAAAGAGAAAAAAAAUAUGUUUGUAUUAUAUAGGAUCCGAAAAAUAACACACUUCAAAAUCUUUCUUAAAAAUUGUACGCUACUAAAGGAUUUGCGAAGUUCUAGCUAGCGGAAUAGCUAGGUUGCCUAUUAAGAAAUCUAGCUGGAAUAAAAUUGAUAAAACUAAACU